AUGGAAGGUGAAUCACGAGAAAAUGGAUACGAGGGUUUUUCAUCGUCUGUACCUCUCUUCAUAGAAGAGGGUCAAUCGAACAUACAACCAGUGAAACAGAUCGACCAGAGCAGAAACGUGGAAGGGAAAGAUACCACAAGUCAUCAGAGUAUCAAUGGUGAUCGAAAAGGCGUGGAGACUGGUAAAGAUAUAGCAAGCAACACAGGUGGACGCAGUGAGAAAAAUGGAACCCACAUCGCCAAGUACCCAAUCAGUGGAAAAGAUGGUCGAGCAAAGUACGUCACCGUUCGAAAUUUCAGAGGACAAGUCUACGUCGAUAUCCGAGAUUUCUACGAAUCCGGCGGGGAAUAUUUUCCAUCCAAAAAGGGGAUCACUUUGACAGCGAGGGAGUUCAAGGCAAUCAUGAUGAUUUCGAAGAACAUAACAAGAGCAAUCUACAGCGGUCAAAAUAAAUGA
Molecule: messenger RNA, 456 nt
Organism: Lytechinus variegatus (green sea urchin)
Lineage: Eukaryota; Metazoa; Echinodermata; Echinoidea; Temnopleuroida; Toxopneustidae
Product: putative RNA polymerase II transcriptional coactivator
Exons: 1
Coding region: 1-456 (151 amino acids)
Biological process (GO): positive regulation of transcription initiation by RNA polymerase II
Cellular component (GO): nucleus; transcription regulator complex
Molecular function (GO): transcription coactivator activity; DNA binding
Source: RefSeq, a predicted model, not a curated record